AUGGUGCUCCAGGACGUCGACAAUACAGCCCCGGAAGGCUUCACAGAUAACCCGUACCCCUCCUCGGACGACCCGUAUGCUUCCGCGUCGCCGCCCUCCUCAGGCGCUCGCUUCGACGCGAGCGUCCUGCCCCAGCCAUUACCGAUCAUAGGCACCUUCAUGGGCUUCUCCGACCGCGCUGUCCGCUUCAAGACCGAAACUACCCUCAAAUUCGCCGAGCGCAAGGUCGGCCGUCAAUUGAACCCCGAAGAAGCGCAGGCGCUCGCAUACCACAUAUACCAGCUUGAGCAAACAAAAAGCUAUUUCGCCGCCACGGGUGCAGCUGCAGGAACGUACCAAUGGUGGAGGACUAUGGAUAAGAUGAAGUAUCCCUUCUACCAGCCAAAGGUGGAGGACAUUGACCGGAACAAGUUUGGUCCGAUCAAGGGCAACAUGGCCAUGUUUGCACGACACACAUGGCGAUUCAGUUUGUACGUUUUGGUGGCAGGACAGAUGGGCAACAUCAUCGGUCAACUACUAGCGCAACCUUUGGCUGCGGUGAAUACCUCGAAUGAUCCGAAGCUGGAGCAGUUUGGGCAGGAGUUGAAGGCUUCAUCGCAUGCUGAGGGACAGAGGACCGCACAACAAGGACGUGAGAUCGAGGACAGGCGACGACAAUUCCAGGAGCAGGUCAGGAACAAGGCAGGAGGUGGCCCGUCACCACAGGCUAGCUGGGGUAAGCAGCCUCAAGGGAACGCUGAUGGAGGCGACGACAUGAGCCCGACGGCUGGAAACGAAUCGUGGGGUACCAGAACCGCCGGAUCAGACACAUGGGAGACGUUCUCAAACGACACAUCACAACCAGCUCCACAACGCCAGCAAGCACCGCCCUCAUCUCUUCCAUUCGAUGACGACGCUUCCCCCACUGGCGGCCUCUUCCAAGACGAAGUCAACAACCCACAACAACCCCAAUCCCAAUCUCAAGCAAGACCUGGUGAAUCGUCAUGGGAUCGUCUAAGGCGCACCGGAGGAGGAGCAGCAGCGCCACUUCAAAGGCCACAGCAGCAACAAUCGCGCAGAGCGGAGCCAGAGCGCAGGGAGCAAAGGGAAGGGUCCACGCUUGGAGAUUCGUAUACGUUUGUUGCGGGUGAUGAGGAGAGGGCCAGGGAGAGGCAGCGCGCGCAGCAAGAGUUUGACGCUAGGUUAGAACAGGAACGCCAGGGACGUGAUUUCAGUGAUGAGGGAGGUAAGAAGUGGUAG
Molecule: messenger RNA, 1239 nt
Organism: Alternaria ethzedia
Lineage: Eukaryota; Fungi; Ascomycota; Dothideomycetes; Pleosporales; Pleosporaceae
Exons: 1
Coding region: 1-1239 (412 amino acids)
Source: RefSeq, a predicted model, not a curated record